AUGCUCGUUAGAGCGAGUGGUCUCGACUCAAUACCAUCUGAGCUGUCUGGGACAUGCGGCUUUGAUUCGUUUGAUUGGGAUAUGCUCGCAAACACAGACAUCUGUUCCCCCUCAGAACCGUGGAAAACAUAUCAAGAUGCAGUACAACAGCCUGAACCACCUGCAUUGGAUCCUUACAUAUCGCCAAUAUCAUUCUCUCAGUUCUGCAAAUGCGAUGAAGAGGUCUCUGAUACGGUUCGCAAACUAAGCCGAGCACACAUGUCCAAUGAUAUCAUCCAAGUACUUCGGAUCGGAAUAUCUCUCACAGAAAGGCUUCUCAUCUGUCCAAUCUGCUACGACACUUCCAAGCCCCCGAGGUUAACAGUUCAAAAUGUUCUCCUGAUAGGCCAGUUGAUGUUUGAAAUAACAUCAAGCUACCAGAAGUACCUCCAUUGGCUGGAUGAACACUGUACCGAGCUGGACCUCAAAAAUGAAAGUGAACUCAUUUAUCUCGACUCUGGACUUGGGAUCCCGGAGAUUUCCUUACAGCUCAGUGGAGAGAAAUUUCGAGAUCUCGUCAUGACUGGUCUUCGGAAGGAUACUGAGCGAAUGUCGGCGCUGGGGAAGCGAUUUGCGCAACGACAACGUAACCGACAUAUGGCUGGGCAUGAAGUCUGUCCUGAUCUCGAGGGCAGGUGUCGGAAGAAGGAAUAUUUAGGUGUUGAUCAUGACCCGCUUGAUCUUUGUCCGCAGGAUCCUAUGGCGAAGAGAUUGGUGCCUUGUUUUCGGAUUGUUGAUGAGGUUCGAGAGAUGAUCGAGCGAGUUGCUGACGCUGUUGUGUGA
This is a messenger RNA of Penicillium odoratum, 822 nucleotides long. RefSeq lists its product as uncharacterized. The record is from RefSeq and is a predicted model, not a curated record. Bases 1 to 822 code for a protein of 273 amino acids. Lineage: Eukaryota; Fungi; Ascomycota; Eurotiomycetes; Eurotiales; Aspergillaceae. The transcript has a single exon.